AUGCUUCUACGCCUGUCCCGGACUGCUCAGGCAAACGCCAAUGGCCAUUGCCGAGCAUGCCUGGCCUCGCCAUCAUGGCGUCCCAUAGUCACGCCAUUGACGACAUCUCAACAACCACUGCGCGGCCACGAAAGGUCAUAUGGCGGCAGAACAGUCAGCGAAAGGGACUUUGUCGACGUAAUCGAGACGAACGAUCGAACCGACGAGACUACGGACGAGAUCAUGAGCCAUGCUAGAAAGGGAACAACCGUCACACGCACUGCAGCAGGCGACCUGAGAGCUGGUGGCUCUAGCAGAGCUUGGCUGGACCGACGUCUCAACCGUGUUACAUCUAGCGUGCCAUGUGUGACUGAGCCCGGACAAGAACCGGAGGGACAGUGGUCCAUGGACGACGAUAACGAAGGUGUGGCCAGGGCUAUCGAGGCGAUCUGCGUCCCCCAGGCACUCUUGAAAAACAGCGAGCGUACUCUACAGCACCGGGAGAUGCACUUGGACUCUCUCCAUGCUGUUUAUUUUAGGACCAAAAGGUUGGUCUCUUCUGCAGUUGAGCUUGGUCAAGUAAUUGAGGCUCAACAUAAUGAGGAGGAAAACCAUGUGAAGUCCGUUCGAGAGAAUGGCAAACUUUCGAGUGAUUCAGACAUCAGGCCUGAAAAGGCUGAGGAUUUUGUCUACGACCCCAAGGGUUUGCCAAUACACGAGACCGACAUACAGCAACUAGACGCCGACAACAUCCAGGAGGAGCUGCUUCAUCACGGUCCUUAUCGCGGUCCCAGGAAGGACAUGCACGUGAACCAGAACCGUCAGAGGAUUAAUGCGCUUGUUGAUGCCUUAAUGAAGCAGGCUGUGACUGAGAGGUUUCGCGGAAAACUAGACCCGAUUCGCCGUGCAAUAGAGAGUCUUGAUGGGCCUUGGACUGCUCUUGAAAUGCUCAGGCAAGAAGGCUACCCCAAGUACCAAAGUACCAGAAUCGACCCCAUUGCAGCUGCUGAGGGAAUCAAGAAGAUCAAUGACCAUGCUAGAAUGGUCUUCGCACGAUGGGAGCAGGCCAUUAUCGAGGAAAAAGCACAUGGUAGAGCAUCCCGCAAAAAGGACGAAGACUCGGGCUUGACAACGGCAAUGCUGUACAAGAUCUGCUUCAACCUCCUGACCCAAGUCUAUGAGCCCGAGGUCCACACUUUCAACACACUCAUACUAGGUUUCACAAUGGUGGGUGAGCAUCGUCUUGCUCGUAUCGUCAUGGACAGCUUUUUGCGUAGCAAGAUGAUGCCCACAAAGGCAACCGUUGUUAUAAUUUUACACCACUACUAUGCCAGCAAUGACAUCCUCGGAUUUUAUCACUGGGUUCGUCGCAUGAUAGGCCUUGACUCGAUGGGCGUUGGGAUCCGACGUGUGCGAUUGUCCACGACCGAGGACGACGGUGAGACGUUUCUUUCAUGGGCCGAGAGAGAAAAUGUGGCAUUGCGUGGGGAAUGGUUGGUCACUCGCAGCUGGCUGGACGCAAGUGAAAUGGAGGCGCUCCUGAAAGGUCUCAUCUACUUUGGCCAAGCCCAACACGCUGCGCAAAUACUCAGCAUGAGCCUGAAGCGAGGGCACGCUAUUCAGACAACCACCUUCAUUGAUCUUCUCGCCCUGAUAGGGAGCAGAUUGGACCAUGAUGCGGCAAGCCUGCUGGUCCGUGGUCUAUGUGCCAACGCAGGGGAUUUGAUUUCACUCCUCUUGGAGGAUGACGACUCGGUGUGUCCUGCUCUUCUCGUCACGCAGCUCCGGCGUGUGUUGGAACUAUAUGCAGUCCGCUUGUCCAUGGUCAUGGGGACAGAUAAGCAUAACUGGGCCAAGUCUCCGGUUGACUUCGAGGAAGGGGUCGCACUUCAGCAUCGUCGUGAUGUAUAUGUCAACACAGCACGGCUGUUGACCACCGAGCGUCCCCGUCAUCCAAACGAUGUAUAUCAGUUCUUGCCGGGCCUGUCGACCAUCGUAAUGGCGCUGCGGAUUAAAGAAAUUUCUCAGUAUUUGAACCAGGUGGAUGGCGACUUGGAGGAGAUCAGAUCAAGAAUCAACCGGGCAAAGCAACGAAUCGAUGAGACUCGAAAAAAACCAGGCUCUUCCUUGGCGCCCAAGAUUCAAGCAUGGUGGCGUCAGCGCUUCCCACCCACACUGGAAGCCCCUCCCAUGGGCAUGGCUUUCCAUAAACACCAACAAAUGCAAAAGAUAGGGGAGAGGUGGCGGGCCAUGUCGCGGCUCCAUAUCCUGGCCGAGCAAGUCGAUCUAGUCAUCGAGAAUGUGGCAGGGUGUAUUCAGACGUUUAGCCAAAUGCCAUUCGUUCCAUCCGAGUUGAAAGACGCCAUGUAUCUUUCUAUGCCGUCUGUCAGUGUCGACUCGUGCGUCAAGCUGGCCCACAAACAUCACAACGCGGAAUGGGUGGCUGCCGCCCAAGAGCAUAGAAAGAUCAACGCCCCCUUUUACAAGGCGGCCCUGCGCCGCGGUAGAUGGUCUCGGCAGGAUGUCAAACGUCUACAAGUCGAGGCCAAAAUUGCCAUACAAGCAAGCCUACGCCUCUCGUACAAGGUCAAGGCGACCAUGGCCAGGUCACUUCCACCGAAUGCCGACAACCUGCUGUUGGAUGCAUACGGAACAUGGCGCAGGGUACCGAUCGAGAAGCUGGCGCAAUACUACAUGGGAGAUUUUAAUGAACCACCACCAAGGGCUGAAGAUAAAGAGACGCGGCUUGUGAUGCCCGUGGCUAACUACUGGAACCGCAGGACAUACCCAUUUCAUUACCUGCCUGGCACAUGA
This is a messenger RNA of Pyricularia grisea, 2793 nucleotides long. RefSeq lists its product as uncharacterized. The record is from RefSeq and is a predicted model, not a curated record. The transcript has a single exon. Bases 1 to 2793 code for a protein of 930 amino acids. NCBI's taxonomy places the organism in Eukaryota, Fungi, Ascomycota, Sordariomycetes, Magnaporthales, Pyriculariaceae.